Centrocercus urophasianus (Greater sage-grouse) is the source of this 2752-nucleotide messenger RNA. It is a transcript of the gene ABCB6, whose product is annotated as ATP binding cassette subfamily B member 6 (Langereis blood group). Gene Ontology annotation, biological process: transmembrane transport; heme transport. Gene Ontology annotation, cellular component: membrane. Gene Ontology annotation, molecular function: ABC-type heme transporter activity; ATP hydrolysis activity; heme binding. The record is from RefSeq and is a predicted model, not a curated record. Lineage: Eukaryota; Metazoa; Chordata; Aves; Galliformes; Phasianidae. The transcript is spliced from 20 exons. The coding region runs from base 63 to 2585 and encodes 840 amino acids.
GCCUGCGGGCGGCCCGGGGAGCGGUGCGCGGAGCGGCGCGGGGCAGCUACAGACCAGCCAGGAUGGCAUUGCUGGGGGGAUACUGCGAGGCCAACAGCUCCAUGGCCCAGGCCUGGGUGCAGCAGGGCUUCCAGCCCUGUUUCUUCUUCACGCUGGUGCCCGCUGUGCUGCUGAGCGUCUGCCUGCUGCUGGGUGCCCUGCAGUAUGCCUGCUACGUCCGUUUUGGCCGUGCCAUGGAGCCAAAAUACAUCCCUCGCUCACAUCUUUACCACACCCAGGUCCUGCUGUCACUGCUGCUGGCCCUGCUGCCCCUUGGUGGGCUUCUCUGGCAGCUGGCCGGCCCAGGGAGGCUCUAUGGGUACAUGGUGCUGUAUACCUGCCUCUGGGCUGCUGCCUGGGGCUGCGCCAUUGCCCUCCUGCAGCUGGAGCACACACGGGUGCUGGCACACGACCGCACACGGGGCCACGGCACUGUCCUCCUCCUCUUCUGGGCGCUGGCCUUUGCUGCUGAGAACCUGACGCUGGUGUGCUGGAGGAGCCCAUUGUGGUGGUGGGCGCUGCAGGACACCGACCAGAAGGUGCAGUUCAGCCUCUGGCUGCUGCGCUAUGUCUGCACCUUCACACUCUUCAUCCUGGGCAUGAAGGCGCCUGGGCUGCCCCACAAACCCUACAUGCUGCUGGUCAACGAGGAGGAGCGGGAUGUGGAGAACAGCCAGCCACUGCUGCAGGAUGCAGGCAGGACCAGCUCUACCUGGAAGGAUUUCCGGAGGAAGUUGCGCCUGCUGGUGCCAUACAUGUGGCCGAAGGGCAACCGCCUGCUGCAGGGGCUGGUGCUGUUCUGCAUGGCGCUCAUGGGGCUGGAGCGAGCUAUCAACGUCUUUGUCCCCAUCUACUACAAGAAUAUUGUGAACGAGCUGACCGAGGGUGCUCCCUGGCACACCCUGGCCUGGACCGUUUGCAUCUAUGUGGGGCUGAAGCUCCUGCAGGGCGGAGGUGCUGGCUCCACGGGCUUCAUCAGCAACCUGCGCACCUUCCUGUGGGUGUGGGUGCAACAGUUCACCAAUCGGCAGGUGCAGGUGCAGCUCUUUGCCCACCUGCACGGCCUGUCCUUGCGCUGGCACCUGGGCCGCCGCACCGGUGAGGUGCUGCGCAGCGUGGACCGGGGCACCAGCAGCAUCAACAGCCUGCUCAGUUACAUCGUCUUCAGCAUCGUCCCCACCAUCGCGGACAUCAUCAUCGGCAUCGUGUACUUCACCUCCGUGUUCAGCGCGUGGUUUGGACUCAUCAUCUUUGUGUGCAUGAGCCUCUACCUGACUCUCACCAUCUUCAUCACUGAGUGGAGGACCAAGUACCGGCGGGACAUGAACACGCGAGACAACGAGGCCAAGUCCCGUGCUGUGGAUUCGCUGCUCAACUUUGAGACAGUGAAGUACUACAAUGCAGAGAGCUACGAGGUGAACCGCUUCAACGAUGCCAUUGUCAAGUACCAGCUUUCCGAGUGGAAGGUCAGCGCCUCGCUGGGUCUUCUCAACCAGACCCAGAACCUGGUCAUCGGGCUGGGGCUUCUGGCGGGGUCUCUGCUCUGUGCCUUCUUUGUCACUGAGGGGAGGCUGCAGGUGGGGGAUUUUGUCCUUUUUGGCACCUACAUCAUCCAGCUCUACACACCGCUCAACUGGUUUGGCACCUACUACAGGAUGAUCCAGAACUCCUUUGUGGACAUGGAGAACAUGUUUGAGCUCUUCCAUGAGGAGCAAGAGGUGAAGGAUGCAGUGAAUGCCAGGGAGCUGCACUUGGAGGCUGGGCGCAUCGAGUUUGAGAAUGUGCAUUUCAGUUAUAUUGAUGGGAAGGAAAUCCUGCAGGACAUCUCCUUCUCUGUGAUGCCUGGGCAGACCCUGGCCCUGGUUGGGCCUUCGGGCUCAGGUAAGAGCACCAUUAUCCGCCUGCUCUUCCGCUUCUACGACGUGCGGGGUGGCUGCAUCCGCAUCGACAGGCAGGACAUCUCCCAGGUGAAGCAGGCGUCAUUGCGUGCCCACAUCGGGGUGGUGCCUCAGGACACUGUGCUCUUCAAUGACACCAUCGCCAACAACAUCCGCUACGGGCGGGUGCAGGCCACUGAUGAGGAGGUGCAGGAGGCGGCGCGGGCCGCCGACAUCCAUGACCGCAUCCUCUCCUUCCCUGAUGGGUACAGCACCCAGGUGGGGGAGCGGGGGCUGAAGCUGAGCGGGGGGGAGAAGCAGCGUGUGGCCAUUGCCCGCACCAUCCUGAAGGGCCCCCGCAUCAUUCUUCUGGACGAGGCCACCUCUGCGCUGGACACGGAGACUGAGAGGAACAUCCAGGCCUCCUUGGCCAAGGUCUGCGCCCAGCGCACCAGCAUCGUUGUGGCACACAGACUCUCUACCAUUGUGGGUGCAGACCAGAUUCUGGUGCUCAAAGAUGGGCGCAUCGCUGAACGCGGGAGGCAUGAGGAGCUGCUGCAGAAGGGAGGUAUCUAUGCCAGCAUGUGGCUGCAGCAGCAGGUGGGGGAAGAGGGCGAGAGCAAGGAGCAGCACACUGAGAAGCCCCCCAGCAGCAAGAAGGAGCCAUGAGUGCAGCCGGGUGUGACCAAGGGAUGGGGCACCCAUGGUUGGUGCUGAGACCCCACUGCUGGCUGCGGCUACCUGUGUGUGUUGGGAGCUGCAGGGCCCAGCCUGGACACUCCGUUUGUACCUGUUUGUUCUGCUGUGGAGUAGUUUCUUAAACCAGGUCCUUCUCA